AGACGGAGACAGAGACAGAGACAGUGUGUUCUGUCUCUCUCACACACACACACACACACACACGCGCGCGUGCGCGCGCGCUCUCUGGAACAGCAUCUCUGAUCGAGCGCGCGAGGAGGAGUGAGCGUGUGUGUGUGCGCGCGCGUGUCGGCGUAUUUGAUGCCGGGGAGGUAAACACACACUCGGGCUCGAGGACACGUAUGGACGCGUUCGUGUGACUUAUGGACAGACGCGAGGAGGAGACGGCGAGCAGGAGACCGAGGAGGACGCAGCCGUCACACUCCAGACCUGGGUGUGUAGAGUGAAGUGGAGGGAGGCUCAUGGCUUCAUUAUGGGGCCUGGGCCGGCUUCAGUGGCUGGUUCUGGUCCUGGCCCUGACGGCCGUCCAGUGCUCAGGCUGCCCUCCUCGCUGUGACUGCGCGGCGCAGCUCCGUUCCGUGUCCUGCCAGCGCAAGCGUCUCUCCGGCGUCCCGGAGGGCAUCCCGACAGAGACCAGGCUGCUGGAUCUGAGCCGGAACCGCCUGCGCUGGGUGGCCCCGGGAGAUCUGGCUCCGUACCCGCGACUAGAGGAGCUGGAUCUGAGCGAGAACCUGAUCAGCACGCUGGAGCCCAACGCCUUCGCCAGCCUGCAGGCUCUACGGACGCUGAGACUCAGAGCCAACCAGCUCAAGCUCGUGCCCAUGGGAGCCUUCGCACGGCUGGCCAACCUCACCACACUGGACCUGAGCGAGAACAAGAUCGUCAUCCUGCUCGACUACACCUUCCAAGAUCUGCGCAGUCUUAAGAACCUGGAGGUGGGGGACAAUGACCUGGUCUACAUCUCUCACAAGGCUUUCUCAGGAUUGAUCGGUCUGGAAGAUCUGACCAUUGAGAGGUGCAACCUGACGUCCAUAUCGGGCCAGACUCUGUCUUACCUGCGUAACCUGGUCACCCUUCGCCUGCGACACCUCAGCAUCUCAGCCCUUGAGGACCAGAACUUCCGCAAGCUGUCUGCGCUGAGAGGCCUGGAGGUGGACAGCUGGCCGUACCUGGAGUACAUCUCACCGCUGAGCUUCCAGGGUCUUAAUCUGUCCUGGCUCUUUAUCACCAACACCAACAUCAGUUCGGUGCCGUCAGCCUCCUUCAGGAACCUGGCCUACCUGACGGCCCUGAACCUUUCCUACAAUCCCAUCUCUACUCUCGAGUCCUGGGCCUUUCGAGACCUCAUCAGACUGAAGGAGCUGCACAUGGUCAGCACUAACCUGCUCACCGUGGAGCCUCACGCACUGGGAGGUCUGCGUCAGAUUCGAGUCUUGAACCUGUCCAACAACGAUCUGGUGACGCUGGAGGAGAGCUCCUUCCACUCGGUCAACAGCCUGGAGACGCUUCGAGUGGACGGGAACCCACUGUCCUGCGACUGUCGUCUGCUGUGGAUCCUGCAGCGCAGACGCACCCUGAACUUCGACGGGAAGAUGCCGGUGUGCUCCGGACCGCCGGAGGUGCAGGGAUACCUGUUGAGCAUGUUCACCGAUUCCGCAUUGUUCGACUACUUCACCUGCCAGAAGCCCAAGAUCCGUAAUCGGAAGCUGCAGCAGGUGACGGCUCACGAAGGCCAGCCGGUGUCGUUCCUGUGCCGAGCCGAAGGCGAGCCGACUCCGGCCAUCAUCUGGAUCUCCCCGCAGAGACGGAGGAUCACUUCCAAGAGCAACGGCAGGAUCACAGUUCUCCCCGGCGGGACGCUGGAGAUCCGAUACGCGCAGGUGACGGACAGCGGCACGUACAUCUGCAUCGCCAGCAACGCGGGCGGAAACGACACCUCCGCCACGCUGACCGUCAAGGGCCAGCCGUCGGAUUCGGCUCUCUUCGCCAACCGCUCGCUGUACGCGGUGGACUUCAACGACAGGCUCAACAGCACGCGCGUUUUCCUCAAGUUCACGCUGGAUUUGACCACCAUCCUGGUGUCCACGGCCAUGGGCUGCAUCACUUUCCUGGGCGUGGUGCUCUUCUGCUUCCUGCUGCUGUUCGUGUGGAGCCGCGGACGAGGACAGCGCAAGAACAACUUCACGGUGGAGUACUCCUUCAGGAAGACCGAGGGACCCACCACCACCGGCGGAUCCGGAGGAACCCGCAAGUUCAACAUGAAGAUGAUAUGAAACAACGCAGCCAGGGGCCCCCUGGGAGAAGCAUAAACGCCCAACGCUAACACACACGGUGCUGAAUCGCAGAAAUCAUACAUCGUGCACGCAGAAACCUGACCACCUUGCAGUGUUAUUCAUGUACAAUUAAAAUAGGAUUCUAUAUUUAUGAAAUGGUUUUGGUUUUUAUAUUAUGUUUUCAUUUUGUUUUUUAUUUUUGCUGCAGGCUUUUUGUUUUACUUUACUUUUUUAUAUUAGUAAUAAAGAGAAAGUCUGA
Molecule: messenger RNA, 2391 nt
Organism: Puntigrus tetrazona (Sumatra barb)
Lineage: Eukaryota; Metazoa; Chordata; Actinopteri; Cypriniformes; Cyprinidae
Product: leucine-rich repeat and immunoglobulin-like domain-containing nogo receptor-interacting protein 3
Cellular component (GO): extracellular matrix
Molecular function (GO): protein binding
Source: RefSeq, a predicted model, not a curated record